This is a messenger RNA of Phaeoacremonium minimum UCRPA7, 396 nucleotides long. Its product is annotated as putative endoglucanase ii protein. The record is from RefSeq and is a predicted model, not a curated record. Bases 1 to 396 code for a protein of 131 amino acids. The transcript is spliced from 4 exons. Lineage: Eukaryota; Fungi; Ascomycota; Sordariomycetes; Togniniales; Togniniaceae.
AUGACGGUCCUCAAACGGACGUUCAAGGUGCAGAACGAAGGGUUUGUCAAUGGAGUUUGGGGAACCGAGACGGUCAUUAAGAACCAGGGCAAGCAAGUCAUUCACAUCCCAGAGUGUAUCGCGAACGGGCAGUACCUUCUCCGUCCUGAGAUGAUCGCUCUACAUGGAGCCAGGACUGCUGGCGGUGCUCAGCUAUAUAUGGAAUGUGCUCAGAUUGAGGUCACUGGUGGGACUGGAGCGAAGACUCCCCAGACUUAUAGCAUCCCAGGCAUCUAUAAGGUGAGGCAGCUCAGAGAUUCUGUUGCACAAAUACUCACAUGGUUCAAGGCAAAUGACCCAGGUAUCACGAUAGAUAUCUACAACAGCAAGGGCCCAUACGUCAUUCCCGGUACGUGA